UUAGUGUGCUUUAAUGCUGAGCGACGACCCCGUUUGGAUCCGGUCCUUGUUUUCCAACUGUCCCGAGGGGUAGGGAGGCUACUGGGAAGUUCAAACAGACAUACUCCCUCAAGCUAUGUGCAGCAGGCAAGGGCUCGGAGAUGAAGAGUUUUGUCUGCGCCGGUCGGCAGAAAAGGGAUUGCUCAUAACUCACAACUUGCCAAGAAGGAGGAUGUCUCAGUUUUUCAAAUUUUGCUCAAGGCCUCGCAGGUAUGACCAACAUGCAUUUGGUUGUUCCAAGGCAAACACUGGAAGGGUUGUUUUAGCUGUUGCUCACCCUCACGUCGGACAAGUGGAACAAAGUAGAAAUGAGGAGAGAGUGCAGCCAGUGACCCACUGUCCUGCAGCCUGUUGCGGUGCUGCUGUUGAAUGCGGAGUAUAAGGCUCUAGGGUUGGGCAGGUGGCACAGAAGCUUUGCUCAGGCUUGGUUGACUUAUUAUUAUUAUUUUUUUCAUGUCAAAGGUUAAGGAUUAUGCCUGGGGUUGGAAUGCAGCCUGGAAGUGAGGGACUCGGAGAGCAACCGUAAACACCACCACACUGGGGAGAGGAGUGUGAGUGCACAUGCGUGUGUGUUUCAAUUGGGCUAGAUUGUGCAGGCCUGUGUGUGGGGGAGUGCAGGGCCGUGCCAUGCUACUACUGAGCAGUCAGGCAACGGAGCGGACUAACCCCGGGGCCACAAGUAAAGCUGUCACAGCCCACCAGUCAGGAGGAGGUAAGACCGCGGUGGACCACAUUUCUGUCAUCCUGAAUGGAACUCUGGGCCGUGAGGAGGUGGGUUCGAGGUCGGUGGCGGGCCAGGUCGCCCGAUAUGCCGCACUGGAGCAAAGUCAUCCUGCAGCCGGGAGCACUAGGGCACGACAGCAGGCGCUGCAGGGGGAGGAGGGACGCUUCAGCCUGGGCAGGAUACGGCAGGAUCUUGGCAGGUGGCCCUCCCUGAGCCACACAGGCAGAGUGGAGAGGAGGAGGGAGGAUGCAGUGCAGGAGGAGGAGGAGGAGGUAGAGAAGGAGGAUGGGGGGGAAAUGACAACGGACCGGUUUCUCCAACUGCAACAGCCCUCCAAUAACUCAGCAGCUCCAGCAGCAGCCCAACCUUCUCAGUCAGACUGGGAGACUACAGCGGUAGGAGUAGAGGUAGAUACAGCCACAGCAGCUCCAGAGCAACAGAAGACCCAGGUAGAAACCCAGGGACAGGACAUUUCUCCCCAGUACGAAGGGUCUCUCCUUGGGCAUAAUGGUGGUGUUCUGGCCAGCGGUGGCCGUCUACCCCGGGCAGUGCUCCGCAGGAAGCCAUCCCAGGACAGUGCUGCGCCAGACAGCAGGAGGGUGGUGAGCAUGUAUGGAGCCCCAGCCUGGCAGCAACGAGGCUCGCUAAGUGACCAGGACAGAACAGACAAACCCAGGAGGCCCAGGAGUGUGUGCAUGCUGGGAGGCCCCAACCUCAACCCUGCCCUGUUGCAGCCUGGGUCCCACAGGUCCCACUCCCAGCAGAGCUCCAGAAGGGUGGCUACAGGAUCUCUGGACGGUCCCCCGCAGCAGUGCUGGACCAGGAGGGCAGAGCUGCGGGCGGUGGACGGCCUCAAGCCGGGGGUGCUCCCUCAGCGGACAGUGGCUGAGGAGAAGGGGGUCCCCAGGGUCCGGCAGCAGACCUGGAAACAGAGACCAGUCAGUAUGACAAUGUUGGAGCUGAGGAAGAAGGCCUCUGGGUCUCAGGACGAGCUGGAUAGCCAUAGGGGAAGCCAGGUUAGAGGUCUGUUCGGCCGCUGGAGGAUCUUUGGCCGACCAGCCCAGGACAAGGAGAAGGAUAAGGAGGGAGCCCGAGCCCCAGGUUCCAAGCCCCCCAGCAGGCUGGACGUCCCCAAGAAGACCCUGAGCUCCUUACGCCGGAGUCUCAGUUUGCGGAUCAGGAGGAACCGGCCGCGGGGGAGAGUGGAAAUAUCCGAAGUGACGGCAGAGGAACGCUCACGCACUAAAAGUAUUGGGCAAGAGACAUCUCUCCCCUCGCGGCCCUUCUCCUACCUCACCGGGAGGUCCCUGCCACCCCCUUACGAGAGGGACAAUGAUGGAGGGAUGCAGAACAUUCAGUACCACAGCCAGGGCAAGGUCAAGGUGAUGGAGGUGCCCCUCUACCCAGCCAGACUGUCCUCCUCCACUAAACCAGCCCAUGAAGAGCCCAGCGUGUGGCAGCUCAUAGCCAGCCGCUUUAGGAGGAAGGAGCAGCAACAACCUCCCAACGGUAAAUGUAAACUCCAGCCCCAACCCCUGAGCAAAGAGACUGGCAAAUAUCUGGCUGGGAAUAAAAAGCCUCAGUUAGUUUCCAUAGAGACUCUGGCAGGCAUCAACUGCAGCAAAGGUCAAGACUCUUUCGUCAACAGCCAAGAAUGGACAUUGAGUCGAUCAGUGCCAGAGCUCAAAGUGGGUAUUGUGGGUAAUCUGUCGAGCGGGAAAUCGGCCCUUGUCCACCGGUACCUGACAGGCACGUACGUGCAGGAGGAAUCCCCUGAAGGUGGUCGGUUCAAGAAGGAGAUGGUGGUUGAUGGACAGAGCUACCUGCUGCUGAUCAGAGACGAGGGAGGCCCCCGGAGCCUGCAGUUUGCAGCGUGGGUAGACGCUGUGGUGUUUGUCUUCAGUCUGGAGGAUGAGAUCAGUUUCCAGACAGUCUACAACUACUUCCUGCGUCUGUCCAGCUACAGGAACACAGCAGAGGUCCCCAUGGUCCUGGUCGGGACGCAAGAUGCCAUCAGUGCUGCCAACCCCAGAGUGAUCGAUGACUCACGGGCCAGGAAGCUGUCCAACGACCUGAAGCGUUCCACCUACUACGAGACCUGCUCCACCUACGGCCUCAAUGUGGAGAGAGUCUUCCAAGAUGUCGCCCAGAAGGUGGUGGCUCUGAGGAAAAAGCAGCAGCUGUCUAUUGGUCCGUGCAAGUCCCUUCCCAACUCGCCUAGCCACUCAUCAGUCCCCAACGCAUCCCUCCCCUCUGUGCAUAUUAACCAGGCGGCGAAUGGCGGGGUUGCGUUCAGCGACUACUCCUCCUCGGUGCCUUCCACUCCCAGCAUCAGCCAGAGGGAGAUGCGCAUCGAGACCAUCGCCGCCUCCAACACGCCCACCCCCAUCCGCAAGCAGUCCAAGCGCCGCUCCAACAUCUUCACAUCACGGAAAGCCAACAGUGAACAGGCAAAGACCACUGACAGUAAAACAGAUAGUAUAGGCAGUGGAAGGGCCAUACCCAUCAAACAGGGCAUCCUUCUGAAGAGAAGUGGGAAGUCCCUGAAUAAGGAGUGGAAGAAGAAAUACGUCACUCUUUGUGACAACGGCCUCCUCACCUACCACCCAAGUUUACAUGAUUACAUGCAGAAUGUGCACGGGAAAGAGAUUGACCUGUUGAGGACCACGGUCAAGGUGCCAGGGAAACGACCACCCAGAGCAGUCACCACUAUCGCCCCCACCGCCAGCCCCAAGACAAACGGGCUGACCAAGGACCGCAGCACCCUGCAGCUGGGCGUAGGCACCACAGGUGCGCCCCAUUCUAACAGCAAUACAUCCCUCCAGUCAGAGCGUUCGGUCAGCGGAGGAGGCCUGGUGGGCUUCGGUGGCAGUAAGGACAGCAUGCACCAACGCUCCUUCUCUGUUUCCAGUGCCGACCAAUGGAACGAGGCCGUCAUCAACACCAGUGCAAGCACCGGGGCCGCCAACGGGAUGGGCGAGCCCCUAACCUGCAGCUCUGGAGUGGGCAGUGCCACCAGUCCCAAGCUGGAGCCUCCCCCCUCACCUCACGCCAACCGCAAGAAACACAGACGGAAAAAGAGCACGGGCAUCACCAAGCCAGACGGGCCGUCUGCAGGCAAUGAAGAGUCGGAGGAGUCGUUUGAGUUCAUUAUUGUGUCUCUCACGGGCCAGAUGUGGCAUUUCGAGGCGUCUACGUUUGAGGAGAGGGAGCUGUGGGUCACAGCUAUCGAGAACCAGAUCUUUGCCAGCCUGCAGUCUUGCGAGAGCAUGAAGAAUAAGUCCCGGUUAGGCAGCCAAAGUGAUGCAGCGUCCAUUCAGUCCAUAAGGAACGUGAGAGGGAACAGCAUCUGUGUGGACUGUGAUGCAGCCAACCCGGACUGGGCCAGUCUUAACCUGGGGGCUCUGAUCUGUAUCGAGUGUUCAGGGAUCCACAGGAACCUGGGGACCCACCUGUCAAGGGUCCGCUCCCUGGACCUGGAUGACUGGCCCGUGGGGCUCAGCAUGGUGAUGAUGGCUAUAGGCAACGCUAUGGCCAACAGUGUCUGGGAGGGGGCCCUGGAGGGGUACACCAAGGUGGGCGCUGACAGCACCAGGGAGGAGAGGGAGCGGUGGAUCCGGGCUAAGUAUGAGCAGAAGCUGUUCCUGGUGGGUCUCCCGCAGUCGGAUGUGCCCCUGGGGCAGCAGCUGCUCCGGGCCGUGGUGGAGGACGACCUGAGGCUGGUGGUGCUGCUGCUGGCCCACGGCACCAAGGAGGAGGUCAACGAGACGUACGGAGACGGGGACGGACGCACCGCCCUGCAUCUGUCCUGUGCCAUGGCCAACGUGGUCAUCACCCAGCUUCUCAUCUGGUACGGUGUGGACGUGAAAAGUCGGGACGCGCGCGGCCAGACGCCGCUGUCCUGCGCCCGGCGGGCAGGAAGCCAGGAGUGUUCUGACAUCCUGCUCCAGCACGGCUGCCCCAAUGACCCGGUCAGCAGCAGCAGCCUCACCACCCCCAACAUGAGCCGCAGAAACCCCAAUGUUAACCCCAACCCUAACGUCAACAACAACAAUGCCCUCAGUGAGCUCAACCGCAGUGUCAGUAUAAUGUAGGACCAGGAGUGGAUCAUCCCACACCAGACUGGAGUAGACUUGACUCACCGAUCACCAAGGCUCGUGAACAUAAACACACUGUGUCCCCAUAGACGACCCAGUAACCGUACUACUCUCCCGGUCCCCAUUCUCCUCCUAUUCCGCUUCAUACUGUGUAACCUAAACUGAGCGACUGGCAGUGGAGGCUUUUUUGGGCCGCAACGGAGAGGAUAGAGAUAUGCCGAGAGAGGCAUAUCAAGAUGCAGAGAGAGGCAGGCUUUACCUGGUGGACAUUGUAUAUUGUAUUUGUUUGGUUGUUGUUUUCCUCAUAUCAUUGGCACAGCGGUACUGUCUGUCAGUAACGAUCAUGAUCAGUUUAAAACUUUUUUAUUGUUAUUAAGCAUCAACCAAAUGAAUGGCUCACCCCUCCCCUCUCUACUAAAACAGUUCAUUUCUAUGCUUGAACAUUUCCUUUCGUGUCGUCCUCCUCUGUUGGAGCCAAACUGUGUUCAUAUUGUGUCGUUUGAUGAAAUGACAAAUUCCCUCCGAUAAUGCUUCCAUGCCUAUAUAGAGAAAGAUAAACGCCAUGGUAACAUUUUUCUUUUAGAUACUCCAAAGGAACUUCCAUGUUGGACGCACAGCGUUUGCUGAGUGGUAUCAUCCAUAGUCAUGCAGGAGAGAAACUAUUCCUAUAGAUGGUGUAAUAGGGUUUACUACAAGCCCUCCAUAGCCCACCAAUUUCAAAAUUCAGAAGGUUCGAAAUUAACCAGUUAGUAUUGGUACUAUGAAGCCAUCAAACUCUUGACAUGCCAUUCGUGUCAAAAAUAAAAUAAAUUUAAAAAGCAACGCAUGUCUAGGUAGGUGGAAGGUCAAAAAUGAUUGAAAUACUUUACUUACGGGCUAAAGGUUUAAAUCAUAAUUUGACAUUUCAGAGAUGAUUGCACAAUGGGAGAAUUUUGGGAGAUAGUUAAGUGAGUCAUUUGUUCUUCCACUCUGAUCAUGUCCCGCUUGCAAAUCAUCCAUGAUUAUAAGGAAAUUGAGGGUCUGUUUUAUGAGCAUCGUGUCGAUUGGUUUUUGUAAAAAAAAAAAAAAAAAAUGCCUCUUCAAUCAGAAAUCAUUCAGAGGAAUGAUUGAAGGAAGGAAAUUGUGUCAUUAAGAGAUCUUUGUUGGAGUAAUUUUUGGAUGGAUUUGAAGAGUGUUGAUAACUAUUUGACACAGAUCACAUAACCUGGCCCCUGCAGGCAUAAUGGAAUGUCUGUUCGCCUCUUGUAGCCGAAGGCCCUGUAUAUUGGUACUCAUAAUUAUAUGUCUUUUGUUGCUGUGAACAACUAUGUGGUGCGCGUGUGGGUCUGUGCGUGUGCUUCUGUUUGAGUGAAAGAGAGUGAGGAAGUGACUGUGUAGGACACCAUUGGGAGAAAAGGCUAGCAUUUAUAGUUGUUUGACUAAAAGGGUUUUGGAGCAAAAAAGGUGUUUUCAAGUACAGACCACUGUAACAAGCAGGGGUUGGAACCGAAAACAGGAGAAUAACAUUUUUGUGAAACAGAAGUGAGGAAAUUAUCUAUACUGUUCCAGAACAGACCUGUUAUUUUAAAAGCAUGGGAACCGGUUAAUAACGUUUACGCAACCAAGAGCCUAUGCAAAGCCCUCACUCUGUCACUCAGAAACGUAUUCCAGUGUCUGCCUGCAAGCUGGAAAUCUUUGCCUGUACGUGUUUAGGCUUACCUACCCCUCCCCCUCCGAAGCAUAGACUACUGUACUGACAUUACAAGUGUGAUUCAGAAGAUGGGGAGAGAUUUUUCAUUGGCUAGAGAAGAAUGGAUUCACUUUUUUUCAAUGCUAGAUAAGGAUACUAUAGUUAUCACGUUUCACAUUGGAUUUAUUAACUGCGAAAAGGAAGACGUGUUUUUAAUUCUGGUGCCGCUCUGCACAAACAAGCUUGUUAACUAGCUCUGGUCCAGCAUUAAGCCACCUCGGAACUCUCAGAGUGGACCGGACUCACCGACCACCAAGGCCCAGCGCUUGCAUAGAAACCGCUCCUCUGUAGGUAGGGUAUAAUUCGGUGGGUUGAAUUCGGAGAAUGCAUGUCAUCACAAGCCACGCCUCCUCCUCCACCCUCUCGCUCUCCCCACCCGGGGGAAAACGAUUGGAAAGUAAUUUUGGUUGGUUCCAACCCCUGGUAAACAGUAGCUCGUCCUCCAAUAAGAUUUAUCCUGAAGUGGUGUGGAUUAACGUUGACUACUAGAGUCGUUUUGAAGCUUUCCCUCUCAAUUCCUCUACAACUAAUGUGACUUUAACGAACCAUCCAACCGCUCACCCUUACUCAAGGUACCAAAACAGGUACAUUCAAGUGUCAAACCAUGGAGAUAGAGACUAAAAGGGUCAAGAUGGGAUGGAAAGAAAAGCCAAGAUAACUUGACAGUUUUUAUGGUAAUUCUUCAUGAUAAUAUCAUAUGUGUAUAUAUAAGUACUUAGACGAGACAAAACCAGAUGGAGGAGGGACUUUCACAACAGGAACAUUCAAGUGGUAUUGGCAUAAAGUAUAUAGAGACAUUUCAUUUUCCUCGCUCUUCUGCCGCGUAAGGUUUGAAAUUAAAACCCAGUUUUCUGGUCUUUAAAUUUACUAUGGCAGUGUUUAUGUUUACAGGGCAAAGGCUCUUCAUAUUUACCCCGUUACAUUAUCUACAUGGUUUUGUUAUUUCCCAGCAGGCUAAACUGGUUGGAAUUACGUCAGUACAACCUGGUUACAACCAUAUUAUAAACUGGUUGUAAUGAGGACAUUUAAACCAGCUUUGCCCUCCCGCUGUGUUCCCUCAGUAUUUGUAGUUUAUUCAAACCUACAAGAUAUAAAGUUGUGGUCAAUCAGGAAUAGUGUCAAAUACAGUAUACACUUUCAUCCCUGUUGUCCUGAAUUGGCCUUCAGAUUCAACCAAAUGACAUUUAGACUGAUGGUCAACAGAGCUUGUAGACAGCCUUACGUUAUAACUACAUUGACGAGUUGGCCUUUUCCUUUGGUGUACAGUAGGUGUACAGUACGUGUACAAACCACCAUGGCACCAACGUAUUUCAAUGAAUUCUCAAGUACAUUUCAACGUAUGUCUGAUAUACGGUAGUAGAUUAUUUCCUAUAGAGGAGUUUGAGGUAUAUACUUACCUGAUGCCAUAGGACCAUAUUCACCCUUGUAAUAUUUCCCUUCCCCACUACUCUUAACGUUGCCUGACUAUAACUAUAACCAUUAUUCUAAGCAAAAUGUUUUUCCCCCCAAAGACGGGCUGUUCUGAUAUGGCACCCUAUUCUCUAAAUAGUGCACCACUUUUAACCAGAGUUCAAUGCGAUACCUGGUCAAAAGUAGUCCACUAUAAAGGGAGUAGGCUACUAUUUUGGACAUACCCAGGACGUAGAUAUGGGUCCAAGAUUCUCUAUGACCAGACAAGCUCCCAGUCAAACAAUUGAAAAUAUUUUGUUUUGUUUUACAGUCAGUCUUCCUUGACUUGUAAACCCUAUUUUGAUAUCUUUUCAACUUUUUUUCUUCAUUGUUCUUAAGCAUAUUUUUAGGUACUUUGGUUAGGUCUCAAUGUAGCUACAUUAUCUGACCAUUUGAGGUACUUUGUGUAUAAUGAUGUACAUUUGACAUAUUUAUAAUGCAGUAUGUAAAUAUUGUUUGUUUUUUUGUUUAAUUUUCCUAUUGUGUUUUUUUUUCUCUCUUUACGUUUCUGAACGUGAAACAAAGCAUGAAGCUAAAGAGUUAGCUGUUGUGUGCUUGGAUGCUUGGCUGACCUUUGACCUAUUCAUCAAACACUCCAAUAAAACAAUGUAGCCUUUCCUGGAUUUGGGAAAUAACAAAA
Molecule: messenger RNA, 8678 nt
Organism: Oncorhynchus nerka (sockeye salmon)
Lineage: Eukaryota; Metazoa; Chordata; Actinopteri; Salmoniformes; Salmonidae
Product: arf-GAP with GTPase, ANK repeat and PH domain-containing protein 3-like
Biological process (GO): activation of GTPase activity
Cellular component (GO): nucleus
Molecular function (GO): GTP binding; protein binding; GTPase activator activity
Source: RefSeq, a predicted model, not a curated record